CCGCACCAUUCAAUCUCAAUCAUCUCUCACUCGCUCUGCCGUCCUACCACAGUCACUUUCGCUUAGAAACACGACAUCAAUUUAACUAAAAGUGUUCCUUGAGAAUUUGUCUAUUUUGAGGAAGUGUCUACAGCAGAAAACCUCACGCUGUCGUUUGGCAGAUGUUAAACGACGAUGUGUAAACAGUGGGCACUUUGUGCAGUCUCGCGUGAGAUCUGAAACAAGCUGGUUAUUUUCACCUGAUCGUUCUUCACGGGCUUUUUAGAGAUGAAGAGGAGAGACAAGCUGAAAAUCCCCUCCCUCACUUUGGAUUUGUCACCCAGCCAGAGCCCCAUCAUCCUGAGUCCAUGCAGUCCAGGCAGCCCCUGCAGUCCUUUACAAUCACUUCAUCCCUGGAGCUGUCGCAGCAGUAAUAGAAAGAGCCUUGGUGUUGGAACGCCGUCGCCCACCCGCCCUCUUUCGCCUCUGUCUGCCCACACAGCUGCCAGCAGCCCUCUGGACAGCCCACGAAAUGUGUCCACUGCUAUUUGCUCUCUCAACUUCCCUUUCGCCCGCAGCCACCUGGCUCGAGCUGACAGAGCGGAAGGGAGACGGUGGUCUCUGGCUUCACUUCCAUCCUCAGGUUAUGGGACCAACCCUCCCAGCUCAACCGUCUCAUCAUCUUCCUCAUCUCAAGAACGACUGCACCAGCUUCCAUACCAACCCACACAGGACGAGCUUCAUUUCCUGUUCAAACACUUCCGAAGUUCAGAGAGCAUGACUGACGAAGAUGGGCGGCCCUCCCCGUUUAUACGACCUCGGUCACGUAGCCUUAGCCCUGGACGAACUGGCAGCUCCUUUGAUAAUGAAAUUAUAAUGAUGAAUCAUGUCUAAGAGCGCUUUCCAAAGGCCACCGCUCAGAUGGAGGAGCAUUUGCUAGAAGUCAUCAGGCAGUUUUCCCCAGACAGCACCCUACCACUGGGAGAUGGCGUCUUGGGAUUUAUCCAGCACCAGUUGGUGGAGUUGGCUAGGGACUGUCUGGAUAAAUCCCAGAAGGGCCUGAUCACAUCUCUGUACUUCAUAGAGCUGCAGGAUAAACUGGAAAAAAUGCUGCAUGAGGCUCUGGAGCGCUCCGAGAGUGAGGAGGUUUCAGUAAUCACCCAGCUGGUGAAGAAGAUCCUCAUCAUCAUCUCACGGCCCGCUCGACUGCUGGAGUGUCUGGAGUUUGACCCUGAGGAAUUUUACCAUCUUCUGGAAGCUGCAGAAGGUCACGCCAAAGUCGGCCAGGGCAUCAAAACAGAUAUUCCCCGCUAUAUAAUCAGUCAGCUUGGACUCAACCGAGAUCCCCUUGAUGAAGUUGUGCAGCUCGAGGAGCAGUAUGACUCUGGCCCCACGCUGACGGUCGAUUCUGAAGAAUCCGCGGAGCAGAAUAAAUCUUUACCCACACCACUACGUAGAAAACCACUGGAGAGUGAUUUUGAGACUAUUAAACUCAUCAGCAAUGGAGCUUACGGGGCUGUGUAUCUGGUAAGGCAUAAAGAAACUCGGCAACGUUUUGCAAUGAAAAAGAUCAACCGACAAAACCUGAUUCUGCGGAACCAGAUCCAGCAAGUGUUUGUGGAGCGAGACAUCCUGACGUUUGCAGAGAAUCCCUUUGUGGUCAGCAUGUUCUGCUCCUUCGAGACCCGCAGACAUCUGUGCAUGGUCAUGGAGUACGUGGAAGGUGGUGACUGUGCCACUCUGCUAAAGAACAUGGGCCCACUUCCUGUGGAUAUGACUAGGAUGUACUUUGCGGAGACUGUUCUAGCGCUGGAGUACCUCCACAGUUACGGCGUUGUGCACAGAGAUCUCAAACCAGACAACCUCUUGAUUACUUCAAUGGGACAUAUUAAACUCACUGACUUCGGGCUCUCCAAAAUCGGCCUCAUGAAUAUGACAACCAAUCUGUACGAGGGCCACAUUGAGAAAGACACUAGGGAGUUCAUCGAUAAGCAGGUUUGUGGCACCCCAGAGUACAUUGCUCCAGAAGUGAUCUUGCGGCAGGGCUACGGGAAACCUGUCGACUGGUGGGCCAUGGGCGUCAUCCUUUACGAGUUUCUGGUGGGAUGUGUGCCGUUCUUCGGAGACACACCGGAAGAGCUUUUUGGACAGGUUAUGAGUGAUGAGAUUAUCUGGCCAGAUGGAGAUGAUGCCCUUCCUGUAGAUGCCCAGGAUUUGAUCACACGAUUACUGAACCAAAACCCACAGGAGAGGCUUGGAAGAGGUGGGGCUUCAGAAGUAAAGCAGCAUAUGUUCUUCAGUGGUCUGGACUGGAAUGGACUCCUGCGUCAGAAAGCUGAGUUCAUCCCUCAGCUGGAGGCUGAAGACGACACUAGUUAUUUUGACACUCGAUCUGAACGCUACCAUCAUUUGGCCUCUGAUGAAGAUGAUGAAACUAAUGAUGAAGAGUCUUCCCUAGAAAUACGACGGUUUUCCUCUUGGUCAAAUCGUUUCAGCAAGGUGUACAGCAGCACAGAGCACCUGGCCACUCCAUACAACCUGAGUUUCUCCUCUGACCGCAGUCACAGUGAAGAGAUAGAGGACGGGAGGGACACUCACUCACAUGGAGAGAUCCAGAGGCAGGCCUCCACUGGAGACAAGAGGCUCUCGGCUCAGAGGGCAAGUCUGCACCCUCGCACUUCUUCCAGCUCCUCUCAGCCUGAGCGAGCUGUGAGCCCCCUAGUGGUGAGCAGCACGCACAGCCUGGAGGCCAUGCCUCGAUUCGCCCUCUCCACAGACGACGAGGCUGAAGUUGUCGUAUCCAACCUACGACGAAUCCGACUACGUAGCAACAGCACAGGAACGAAACACUCAUCACCAAGGGAACAAGGGAGUCCUCAGUGCUUUGGAAACCAGCUGGAGACGCCUGACAGGCAGCGGCUCUCACCAGGACGCAAAGUUCCCAAGUCUGCAUCGGUGUCUACGCUCUCGCUCAUCAUCACGCCAGAUGAUGGGAGUGGCAGCCUGCAAGCGCGCUCUAUUUCCCCUCGAUCGUUUUCCUCUAACCCAUCAUCCCGAGACUCCUCCCCCAAUCGAGACCUGUCACUCAGCAUCAGCAGGCUCCGUCCCCCCAUCAUCAUCCACAGCUCUGGGAAGAAAUACGGCUUCACCCUGCAGACCAUUCGUGUGUACAUGGGGACCAGCGACAUCUACACCAUACACCACAUGGUCUCGGGUGUGGAGGAGAGCAGCCCUGCCCACGAGGCUGGACUGCGAGCAGGUGAUCUGAUCACUCAUGUGAAUGGAGAGUCAGUGCAGGGUCUAGUGCACACAGAGAUGAUGGAGCUGCUUUUGAAGAGCGGUAACCAGGUGGCCCUGCAGACUAUCGCACUGGAGGACACGUCUAUAAAGAUUGGGCCAGCACGCAAGCGCAGCUGUAAAGGAAAGAUGGCUCGCCGUUGUAAGAGGAGCAAAUGGAAGGACAGUCAUGACCGGAGGCGCAGCAUGCUGAAGAAACUGUCCAAACAGAGCACCGUCAUGCACAGCAGCCGCAGUUUCUCCUCUGGCCUGCAUCACUCUGUGUCCUCCAGCGAGAGUCUGCCAGGCUCUCCCACACACAGCCUCUCCUCCGGACCCACAACACCCUGCCGGAGCCCCGUUCCCGACCAUACCGCUGAUGCCAGCCUGCCCCAGAACGCCUCUCCGUGCUCCAGCUCUCCCAGUUCACCAGCGGUGCAAAUGCGGCCCAGCUCUCUGCACGGCCUCGGGUCUAAACUCAGCAACCAGCGCUACACUAAAGUGGGGAGACGUAAGUCCACCAGCAGUAUCCCACCCUCGCCUCUGGCCUGCACCUCCUCGCCGCAGGCCCUGUCCCCUCAGCGCUCCCCGUCUCCCUUACCCAGCAUCUCCAAAACCCUCCACUCCUUCCACGGCAAGACCCUGUCGCCCCCCACCAUCAUUCGGCACGUGGUCCGACCCCGGAGUGCAGAACCUCCGCGUUCCCCUCUGCUAAAGAGAGUCCAGUCUGCAGAGAAACUCUCGGGGGCUUUAUUCGCUGACAAAAAGCCCCACGCAGCCCGCAGACACACGCUGGAGGUCCCGCACUGCGAGGUGGACGUCUCGGGAGAGGCCGAGGCUGAGGGGGCCUGUGGUGUGACAUACACGGCGGAUCACAGCAGGCUGGGCGGAUACCUGUGCGCCCAGAGAUUGAGGGACUGGCCCGGCGAGCGCAUGGAGCAGAUCGUUGUAAUGCGCAAGCUGAAUCUCUCCGAACGUCGAGAUUCCUUCAAGAAACAAGAAGCCGUGCAGGAAGUGAGCUUUGACGAGCCGGAUGACAGGGCUCCUCAGAUGCCCCCUCAGACGCCCGCAUCCGCUGGCGCACGGCUCAAGCAGAUGACGGGCGAGAUGCAGUCGGAGGAGGAGUGUGUGGCAAGGAAGAAUCAGCUGGUUCCCCAGAUCGCUGUGCAAGGAUCAGAGAGCGAGGAAGCAGAUGACUGGAAGCUUUGCUCGGAUGAAGAUGAGGAAGAGGUCGAGGAAAACGUGAAUCGGGGCGAUCGUGCCAACAAAGACGUGCACAAAGCCGCCGAGACGGCAAAGCCAGAAACGCAUCAGAAUCCAGAAAAACGCAAACUGAAAGAGAGAUAAAUGACUGAAGACUGUUACAUAUCCGCAGGCUUCUCAGCGCACCUGCUGAGAUGUUUGUUGCCACGCAGAGUGGAGUAUUUUAUUAGCGUGUAAAUGGAAGUAAGCUAGUCUUAUGCAGGGAAUAUUUAUGCUUUUUUAUUUAUAAUAUACACUGGAGACAUACUGUUGGCCAAAAAGAAAACCUGAUGGUUGCUAGUACGUUUUUCUCACCUUCUGUGAACCUGUUGAGGAGGGAAAUUGAAUGACUUGAUUUUUCUAUGAAAAUGUGCAAAUGCAUUUCAUUCAUUUCAUCAUCCAAGAGCUUUUCAUUUUUGCACCAACGUUGUGAUUUUAAAAGCUAUUGAAUGGAAUUGUCAUUUGGCCCUUGUCAUGUAUUAUUUUAUAAUCUCAAAGUGUUUCCAGAGCAUUUGAAAUAAUACGUGCGAAGGAAAAAAGGGCUCUGUUGUGCUGAACAUUUGGGCUUCAAGUAACUUGACAUGUUGGUCAAGGUGUCCAAAAAAAACAGUACAAUGUAUUUGUGGAUUUCAUGCAUCAAACCAAAUAGGACAAUUUUUAACCGUUAUAUUUUACUUUUUUUGUUUGCUUUUUAAUAUUAAUUUAGAUUUAAAAUGUGUUAAACUACAGGGAUAGUUCACCUAAAAAUAAAAAAUUCUGUCAUUUACUGAAGAAUUCCAAAAGAUAUUUUGAAGAAGGUCCCCAUUGACUUUCAUAGUAUUUUUCCAUACUAUGGGAGUCAGUGGCAACCAAAAACUGGUUACCCGCGUUCUUUAAGAUAUCAUCUGUUAUGUUCAACCAAAUCAACUCAGACAGGUUUGGAAUGUCAUAGGGGUGAAUACAUUUUCAUUUUUGGGUGAACUAUCCCUUUAAAUUCCUUUCCUGACACUCUGUGCUUCAUAAAUUGUUUUACGUUUAUAAAUGUAUUCUUUAAUUUAACAUCCAAAAUCCAAACGUCAUCCAUUCAAUUUUAAGGUAUAUUUCCACAGUUCCCAGUUUUUUGCAUGUCUUUUAAUUUUCCUUAAAUAUUCUUUCUGUACACUUUGUUUUUCAGCCAACUUUGCAUGUUAUUUUCACAAUUCCCACAAUAGUUUUUUUUUUUUUUUUUUGCAUGUCUUUAAUUUUCCUUAAAUAUUCUUUCUGUACACUUUUUGUUUUUCACUCAGAGUUGCAUGUUAAGUUUACCUGCAACCUAAAAAAAAUAUUCACAGGUGCCAAGAUGAACGGGCUCACGGACACCUUUGAAAAAUUGUAAGAAAUAGUAAAGCAUGCAGUCACACAUCUCAUACUAACUAGAACUCAUUCGCGUGUGCUCUUACGAGAAAUCACUGCGUAACAAACUGCGUUAUCACGAGUUUUCCACGGACCCGUCGGGAGUCCUCACAAGCUUUUGUACCUGGAGUAAUGUUUACAUUUUUUAUAUUUGGAUUUCUACUGUGCGAAGGGAUCUGUAUGGCCUGUUUUUAACUUAAUUCCAAAUGUGUGCAGACUGAAGUCAGUGGGUGGAGGCUUCACUUAGAUUAUGGUUUAAAAGUUCGGUUGAUGUCAUUGUUAAUAGGCAAAUCUCUCAAACGUUGCACAUCAGACUGGAUGUUUUUGUGUUAAUAUGCAUGACUCUCCUCCAAAACACUUUUUCUAAGCUGAAUUUGUCGUUAUUUGAAUCUAAUGGACAGUAUUUUUAUUGCAUGAGAAGGUGCAACAGUCAAUUGGAUGCUGUCAGUCAGUCAGGUCUUUAUUUAGGACAGCACAUGUCUGUCAAGUUCAACAUUUCUGUUAUAUUUUUGAGGUUUAUUGUUAAUUGCGACCUCUGUGUAACGUUUUUUGCAUCAGGCUACUGUAAUCGUAAGACCCGUUUGUGUAAAUUUUAAUAGGCAGUAUUUUUCCGCCUGUCAGCUGACCAAUUGCAUGCUGCAUGUUCAGUGAAUACACGGUACACGUUGGCAUGACAUCCUGAGUGCAAUAUGUGUUUAAUGGUCAAGUAUAACCAAGCCUUUGAAUUACAGUAAUCAUUUCAUAUUAUGCAGACCCCGUUGUGACAUUUUAUCCCUCUGUAAUCACAGACUUUUGUGGAUGAAUUGUUUGUCGUGUGGAUCGUGUUCAGACGAGAUGGGGUCACUAUCUGCUCUUACAUUCACACUACAGCUUCACAGCACUGGAAAUCCAUCAUCUAUAUAUCCUGGUGUGCUGCUGGUUUCUUCCAUUUUUCCAGAAUUGUCAAGACUUACUGAUUAUUGGUAUGUGUUUGUAAAAAAAAAAAAAAUACUUUUUAUAAAUAUUUUUUAAUGUUAUAACUGUUCGUCUGAUGUUUUGUAAUAAAUCAUUCACUGGUUAAGAGGGAA
Molecule: messenger RNA, 6935 nt
Organism: Onychostoma macrolepis
Lineage: Eukaryota; Metazoa; Chordata; Actinopteri; Cypriniformes; Cyprinidae
Gene: mast3b
Product: microtubule associated serine/threonine kinase 3b
Biological process (GO): peptidyl-serine phosphorylation; intracellular signal transduction
Molecular function (GO): protein binding; protein serine/threonine kinase activity; magnesium ion binding
Source: RefSeq, a predicted model, not a curated record